CUUCUCCAUUCCCAAAGUUAAUAAUUCAACAAAAUUUCAGUGAAGGUUAGUUUGAAACCAAAAAAAGUAUUUUUAUGUUAAGAAUUUAAUAUGUGAAAAGGCGAAAGGUUGAAGAUCUCGACUGAAAGAUACCCUCUGAAUAGAUGGCAACACUUGAGGGGAAUUCCAAGCCCCCAAAAGGGCCAUCAAUACAUUCAUUGGAUACUCCUACCGAUCGCUUUAUAAUUCGAUCGACUGGCAGAUCUACCGUUCAAUUCAGAGGCUCAUAUAUUUCAAAAUUACUUCAAAACUACUGGACAAGCACAUCAUGCCCGCGUUGUGGUCGGAAAACUGGCAAGUCAUGCAAGAAAACCACAACAAACGGGCGAACUAUAAAAGACACUUGACCCUCAACCCUCAACAAUAUUCAAGGAAGAACGGCCAAGAUGUUGAGCAAGCUUGUGCCCCGCAUCAAAGCCAAGCCACUGACGGAGAGGACUAGCUCCCGCGAUGCCUUUGUCUACUUGGAUCGAGUGCAGAAGUUCUUCGGCUGGACAGCGGUCGAGGAUAAGAGGUGGAGGAUCCCCUACAUUCUGUGGGGUAUUUUCAUGAACCUGCUGCUGAUCUUCUUCCUGCCGAUCUCGAUGCUGGUGGCAUACAUUCAAAAGUUCAAGAGCUUCACGGCGGGCGAGUUUCUCAGCUCCCUGGAGCUCACGGUGAAUAUGUACGGAUGCGUUUUGAAGUGCAUCUACACCAUUUGGGGCUUCAAGGGGUUUACGGCAGCCAGAAAGGUGCUCGACGAGCUGGACCUGCGCUGCACCAGCGACGAGGAGCGGAACAGUGUGCACCGCUGCGUGGCUCUGGGGAACCUAAGCUACGUGUUGUUUCACAUCUUCUACUCGGGAUAUGUGGUCAUCAACUGGACGGGCUACGUCCUGAUGGGCAGGCACGCCUGGAUGAUGUACCUCCCUGGGCUGGACGCUGAAAAUAACUUCUUCGUAGCCAGCUUAUGCGAGAUACUUCUGAUGAGCACCGUGGUCACCAUGCAACAGUGCACGGACGUCUCUCCUCUGGCCCACAUGCUGAUGGCUCGCUGCCACAUCUGUCUGCUCAAGGAUCGGUUGACAAAGCUGCGCACGGACCCCACCAAAGACGAGGACGAACACUACGAGGAGCUGAGAAACUGCGUCCACGACCAUCGCUUGAUAUUGGAGUACGUAGCUUCCCCGUCUGCACUAUUUUUGUAUGCGAUUAAAACGUCCACAUCCCCCCACCUUCCUAGCUAUGUCAAUGCUCUGCGGCCCACCUUUUCAGGGACUAUAUUCGUGCAGUUCCUCUUGAUUGGCAUAAUUCUGGGCCUGUCCAUGAUCAACCUCAUGUUCUUCUCGACCCUCUGGACGGGCCUCGGCACCAUGUGCUACAUGUUCGAUGUGUGCCUGGAAACCUUUCCCUUCUGCUACCUUUGCAACAUGAUCAUCGAUGAUUGCCAAAAGCUAUCGGACAAUCUGUUCCAAUCGGAUUGGACGACUGCCAGUCGCAGAUACAAGUCCACGCUGGUCUACUUUCUGCAGAAUCUCCAGAAACCGAUUAUCUUAACAGCGGGUGGAGUGUUUCCCAUCUGCAUGCAGACGAAUCUAUCGAUGGUGAAGCUGGCUUUUUCCGUGGUCACCGUUAUAAAACAAUUCAAUCUGGCGGAUAAGUUUCAGUAGGAAAGCACUACUAAUAGGACAUGAAUAUGUUCAUCAGUUUAGGGCGAGGUUCAUCCCCAAGAAGGGAUGCAAAACAUACCUAAGUUGAUUAGACCUUGAUAUUGAUAUUUCGUUGUCAAUGAUGUAGGAACUAGAAUCACAAAAACGUUAACUAACGAAAGUAGGAACUGAUUUCACCUGUAGAAGAAAAUAAAUCUUUAAAUGCAGAUUUUUCCUUGGGCAAUAUCGUAUUUUGUAACCAUUUUCCGUGGCCUGCUAUGAGUCAUCGAAUCAGCUACAGGACCCCUAUAUAUCCCCACCUUGCAGUUUAUGUACUAUUGGCUUCAUUAUCAUGUAAAUUUUACCAAAACAAAUGUCGUUAUGCAAUUAGGCAGGACAUUGCAAUUGGCAGUGCAGCGGCAAUGCAUGCAAAUUCUGUUACCGAAAAUAGAGCUAAUUAUAAACGAGGAGACCAUUUAUACACGUAAUUUAUAUUUUCGGGGCUUGCAUAUCGCUCUCUGCGGUUUCUAUUCCAUGUGACAUCAUUUCAACGGCCAAAAUUACCAUAAAAAUAAUGCAUUUUCAUAUUUCCACAUGUAAUAAGGUUCUGGUUAAGCCAAUUCAGUCAUUUCAAUCCCUUGCGGGACUGUACAUUAUUUCGAAAUUGGGGUGAUAGAUUCAAAAACAUCUUCUAAACGUUUUAAAGACUCCGAAGUGGUUUCGGAGACUGCAUUUUUGAGCCAUUUCUUGAAAAAGGGUACCCGAACUCAACUAAGACUUGGAACAUUCAACUUUAUAAGACUAUAAAUAGUGCAGGCAAUCGUUUUAAAUCUUUUUGUUGGAUCCACAACCAUAAAAACACCUCUGCUCUGCUGUUUGCUUCGAUUUUUCCUCUGUGAAACGUUAAACGUUGACGUUAAAGAAUUCUUCUUCAUUUAAAAAAAAAUAAAUAUACAAUUUUUCGAUUAAUUAACAGACUCGUCAAAAGAUUCUGCGGCACAUUCGUACCGUUCGACGUAUCUUUCGACUGCGUUUAAUUUGCAUAUGGAUGGCGGUGGCCUUUUGUGUCCGCUUCCGCAGCUGUGUCUGUGUCUGUGUCCUCAAUGCCAAAGAGUCAAUAUUAUUACGGUCUACGCAUACCAUUUCGGUGGUGGAGAGGGCCAGGGGGAGGCAACCGCAAAGCGUUGGCAAAAAUGUUUUCAAUUAAUUAAACACCCGAAAAGCGACACCGUAAUGAAAAUGCAAUGUGCUGAGAGAGCGAAUAAGAGAGAUACGCGUACAGAGUGGCAAACUCGACCGACUCAAUCAAAAAGGAAUGCCAAUGUGGUUGAAUGUCGAUACCUGAGAUACCCUUCCAGAGGUAUCUCUCUAUUGGAGCUGCUAUACGAUACUAGAUGACUCUGAUUGGGAUCAAAAUUUGGAUCAGCAACCGAUUAAAGAUCCUGUAGCAUGUGUCUAAGGAAGGGACUUGGUAGCAAAGGCGCAGAAAGGUGCUCUCUUCUCCUGGGUAGAAAAAUGCCCCUACAGCACCCAACCAGGACAUAGGCCCUCUCUUGCUCUCUCUAUCUGCUGCUGUGUGCGUGUCUGUGGCUAGUGCGGCAUGCAGCUCAUUAAUAAUACAGAUAAUGUGUGUUGGAGGCAAUCAUUUUUCGGUUGCAUGCCAGCGCGGUGGCGCUGA
This is a messenger RNA of Drosophila pseudoobscura, 3345 nucleotides long. Its product is annotated as odorant receptor 22a-like. The record is from RefSeq and is a predicted model, not a curated record. The transcript has 2 exons. Lineage: Eukaryota; Metazoa; Arthropoda; Insecta; Diptera; Drosophilidae. Gene Ontology annotation, molecular function: odorant binding; olfactory receptor activity. The coding region runs from base 426 to 1688 and encodes 420 amino acids. Gene Ontology annotation, cellular component: plasma membrane. Gene Ontology annotation, biological process: detection of chemical stimulus involved in sensory perception of smell; sensory perception of smell.